AUGGGGCUUUCGAAGAAGGAGCGAUACUCCUGGCUUGGGGCGGGGCUGAUGAGAGACCCCGGAAGCGGGAGAAGGAGCGGGGACAGCCAGGAGGAGGCGCACAGCGUUCGGGGAGGCAAAGGCAGUGCCCCUCCGCCGGGAGCCGGCGCGGCCUGUGACCACAGCGGGCCGCUGGCGCCCGGCGCGGCCACAGCGGGCUGGCGUUCAGAGGUGCAGAGCAUGGAUCCAGGGACCAAGGACACCGUGAUGUCAAGACCAAGCCGCUGGCCUGCAGGAGCUUACAUUCAAGGGGGAAGCAGAUGGUCUUCCUGUAUGAAAAUGAUAGUCCAUGUAAGGGGGCGCCCAUGUUCUGAGGCAAUGGCUGCAGAAGCACCCAGGAGGGAAGUGCCACCCGUCUCCAGCCGCUCUCAGGUGUCUGCAGAAUGCGAAGUUCCAGCAGCCCGGCCUCAGAGGAGCCAGCGGGGGUGGCAGACCAGAGGGCUCGAGAAGGAGACAAGCCCGUGGCCUCACGGGACCACAGCCCUGGAGUGGCAGUGGUCCCUCGGGCCCAACGGAGCAGACACAGCUGUGCAGAGUGGAUCAGUCUCAUUGGAAUUCCAGCCAUUUGAUGAUGAGGCACUCAAAAGAUAAAAUGUGUAUUAAAUGAAUGCAUGUAAAGUGUUUAUAAUAGUGCCUGGAACAGGUUAAGUGCCAUAUACUUGCUUACUGUUGUUAUUCCUGAGGAGCGUUUUACGAGCUCACUUAAAGAAUAAGGACUGACUGGUAGGAUACACCAAGUGGAAAGUACCAUGUCAACAGUGUGUUCAAUCUGUAUAAGCCAGCAAUUGCGUUAAAAAAAAAUGUACGUGAGGCGAAUGCGGCAAAAUCUCUCAACUAAUGAUGCAUAUGUGCUUGUAAAUGCCUGGGCUUUGCCGGAAGGAUCUGUGGCCAAGAUCUACUCACAGCUGCUGCCUCUGAGUAGGGAAACGACAAUCUAGAAGUGCUAGAUGGAACAGAAUUUCCCUUUGUGGAACAGAAAUUUCCUGUGUGCUGUACUCCCCUUUAUGCUGCUUGAAUGUUGCUUUACCAUGCACUCAUCUUAACUGUUUAAGUACACAUUGUGGAAAUGAACCAGCUCCAAAAUCUUUCGGUGUACAAGGUAUCUUUACUUUGGGUUCCAAAACUCUUCAGUCACCUUGCCCAGUGGAGUUUAAAAUUAGAAUCCUGUAUCCCCAGGGGAGACAGCUCAGAAAGGGCUGCUUUCAAAAUGAGGUUUAGAAGGUCCGGAAUGAGGUUCAGAAACCUUCAGCACCUGCUCGGAGGGAGCCCAGCAUCUAUUUUCAUAGGUCAUGAAAUCUGAGUGUGCCCAGCAAUAAUAGUAAUUCCUUGCACUUUUGUGGUGCGGGGUGGGGAGGUCACCCAGACUUUUGUCUGUGCUGUCCUGAUUGAGCUCUGUGCUCAACCAUUUGAUCAGGAGGAAAUGGAGCCCACAGAAAAACGCUCCCCGGCAAACUGUCCUAGGCAGCUUUGUUCUGUCUGGUUUAAUAAUUAUGAGAUAGAAGUCAGAAGAAAGAAGUGGAUGACCCUUUCGUAGGUGCUCAUUUAUAUAAAGUCCAGGAACAGGCAAAACAAAUCUCAGGUGAUAGAAGUCAGAUAGUCAUUAUUCUGGGUUGGGUGUGCUGCCUGGUGGGGCAGAGAGGGAGCCUUAUGGGGCUGCUAAUGUUCUAAAUCUUGAGCUGGGUAGUGUUGCCUAGGAAAGCAUAUAUGUAAACAUUCGUUGACCUGCCCAUUUGAAAUGCAUGCAUUCACUGCAUAUAAAUUACACUUCCAGUUAAAGAAAAUAGAAAGUAAAUAAAAUCUAUUAUCUGAAAACAGUGUUUGAGCAAAAGCAUUAACAAGCUAUAAUCAACAGUGGUACAUUAGGGAGCCCUACCACUUAAUCCUCGGCCACUGCAAAAGUCAAGCUGGACUUUGUGUUUCAUUUCUUGCUUGCUUUUAAAAUUCCCAAGUGCUUCUUUUUACAAUAGCCAAGAUAUGGAAGCAACCUAAGUGUGCAUC
Molecule: messenger RNA, 2037 nt
Organism: Manis javanica (Malayan pangolin)
Lineage: Eukaryota; Metazoa; Chordata; Mammalia; Pholidota; Manidae
Source: RefSeq, a predicted model, not a curated record